AGAGAUCAUGGGAGGCUGUUGACAUCCGAAAGGAAGGAAAAGGAAACCCAUUAGAGUAGCCUGAAAACACCGGUUGGUGCACAGUGACACGUCCGAAACAUGGCCGCCCACCGAAUAAGAGCCACCACCACCAACAACGCUUCUCUCCCACGCUGCAAGUCCGAGGGGACGCUCAUCGAUCUCAGCGACGGAGUGUCAGAAGCCAGUCUGACUGAUGUCAAAGUGCCUUCUCCCAGUGCCUUACGACUGGACUCCACUGCCUCCUUCGGCGCUGCCAGGGAAGUCGUUGCCAUCAAGGACUACUGCCCAUCCAGCUUCACCACCCUGAAGUUCUCUAAAGGAGACCGCCUCUACGUUCUGGACUCGUCAGGGGGAGAGUGGUGGUAUGCCCACAACAACACAGAGAUGGGUUACAUCCCUGCAGCGUACGUGCAGCCCAUCAACUACAGAGAUUCGUCCUUCAGCGACAGUGGGAUGAUUGACACUUUGGGAGACUGUAACGAGGAGGCAGCCAAAGAAAUGGACCUUCUAGGCGAGUGGGCGGGGGUGAUUCUGAAACCAACCACCUCCCAAAACGGAAAUCCUUUUGCAACAACCCAUACCUCUACAAACCCUUUCCUGAACGGAGGUCCUCAGAGCUCACUCGAUCAGAACAGUAAUGAGAAAUCAGUUGACCUCCUUCUGUUUGAUACGCUCACUCCAUCAGUGCCCAACUCCACCAGCAGCACCGCCAACAGCAAUGGUUUUGGCAGUGGCGUUUUUAACUUGAGCCCUCUGAGUCCCACUGUAGGGGUGGGCCAAACGCUGCGCAGGGACAACCCGUUUUUUAGAAGCAAACGUUCCUACAGUCUGUCUGAGCUGUCCAUCCUGCAGGCUCAGUCCGACGCCCCGCAGUCCUCUGGUUUCUUUGGAGGCCUGAAAGCACCGGCGCCAGAGCAGUUCCAGAGCAGGGAGGAUUUCCGGACAGCGUGGCUCACCCACCGCAAGAUAGCCAGGUCCUGCCAUGACCUGGACUCGCUGGGUCAGAACCCAGGUUGGGGCCAAACACAGCCGGUGGAGACCAACAUCGUCUGUCGGCUGGACAGCUCAGGAGGCGCUGUCCAGCUCCCAGACACCAACAUCAGCAUCCACAUACCCGAAGGCCACGUGGCCCCGGGGGACACCCAGCAGAUCUCAAUCAAAGCUCUGCUCGACCCGCCUCUAGAGCUCAACAACGACCGCUGCACCACCGUCAGCCCUGUGGUGGAGAUCAAACUCAGCAACAUGGAGACCAAAACCACCAUCACCCUGGAGAUGAAAGUGUCUGUCGUGGUGAAAAUGGAGAGCAGGCAGACGACGGAAGUCUUGUGUGUCAGGAGUGAUUGUAAAGAGGGCCCUUACACUCCCAUCCCUCAGGCGUAUAUGUAUGGGGACACAGUCCAGGUGUGCCUGGAUAACCUGGAACCGUGCAUGUAUGUGUGUGUUGUGGCUCAGUCCCAGUCCAUAUUUCCAGACUCCACAGUUUGGGAGCAUGUGGUUAAAAAGAUCACCUUAGGAGUAUACGGUCCCAAACAUAUUCACCCGUCCUUCAAGACAGUCGUGGCGAUGUUUGGCCACGAUUGUGCACCAAAGACAUUAUUGGUGAGUGAGGUAGGCAAACAGGUGCAGUCUGCACCAUCCGUAGUGCUGCAGCUUUGGGGUAAACACCAGUUUGUCUUAUCCAAACCCCAGGACCUCCGUGUUGGAGUUUACUCCAACAUGGCCAACUACGAGGUAAAAGCUAGUGACCAGGCCAGGGUCGUCCGGGGCUUCCAGGUCAAACUAGGCAAAGUCAGCCGGCUCGUCUACAUCAUUGCUUCGCGCAACUCUGAAGAUGUUUCUGAUUUCACCUUAAGGAUCCAGGUCAAAGACGACCAAGAUUGUAUACUGGCUCAGUUUUGUGUCCAGACGCCAACGCCACCACCCAAAGCAGGCCCAAAGACAUCAGUACAACGGCGCUUCCUGAAGAAGAAGGAAGUGGGCAAGAUAGUCUUGUCUCCUCUCGCCAUCGCCACCAAGUACCCUGCUUUUCAGGACAGGAAAAUAAAUAACCUGAAGUUUGGAAAAUUAAUCAAAACCGUCAUCCGACAAACAAAAAACCAGUACCUGCUCGAGUACAAGAAAGGAGACUUUGUAGCUCUGCUGAGCGAGGAGAAGAUCAAGCUGAAGGGCCAGCUGUGGACAAAAGAAUGGUACAUUGGAUACUAUCAGGGCAAAAUGGGAUUUGUUCAUGCGAAGAAUGUGCUAGUGGUCGGCAAAGUUAAGCCCAUUUAUUUCAGCGGGCCCGACCUUACGACUUCAUUGUUACUGGAGCAAAUUCUGAAGCCCUGCAAAUUCCUCACGUACAUUUACGCCUCGGUAAGAACUAUACUGAUGGAGAACAUCGGCAGCUGGCGAGCGUUUGCAGACGCCCUCGGCUACAUCAACCUGCCCUUGACCCACUUCUGUCGCUCAGAGCUGGACAGCGAGCCAGAGAGGGUCGCGUCAGUGCUGGAGAGGCUGAAGGAGGACUGCAACAAUGCAGAGGGCAAAGAGCGAAAGUCCUUCCAGAAAGAACUCCUGACGGCCCUGUUGAAGAUGGACUGUCAAGGUCUCGUUGCCAGACUGGUCAUGGACUUUGUCCUCCUGACCACGGCGGUGGAGGUGGCCGGACGCUGGAGGGAGCUGGCCGAGAGGCUCGCCAAGGUCUCACGGCAGCAGAUGGAUGCUUACGAGGCCCCGCAUCGCGACAAGAACGGGGUGGUGGACAGUGAGGCCAUGUGGAAGCCGGCGUAUGACUUCCUGGUCACGUGGGCCGCUCAGAUCGGCGACAGCUACAGGGACGUGAUCCAGGAGCUGCACAUGGGCUUAGACAAGAUGAAGAACCCCAUCACCAAACGAUGGAAGCACCUGACCGGCACGCUCAUCCUGGUCAACUGCCUGGACGCCCUGCGGAGCUCCGCCUUCAGCCCCGCCGCUCAGGAAGACUACGCCAUCUAAACUCUGCCCCUAGUGACUCCCUUGCCGAUCCCGCCGGUGUUUCGCCCGCACCGGCUCACCUCGCUCUCCUGGAGGAUUUGAGUUACAGUUUGAAAUGCUGCACAUCAGCUGUUUGCGCACUCUGAAUGCCACUACUGCUGUCGAAGCCUUCGCCUCGAGCCAAACUGCCACGCCCGUCUCCGCUGCCGCCGGCCAAACAACACAGUGCUGUUACGGAGCUCGCAGUAUUCACAAAGACUCUUUUAAUGGUUCCAGUCUCGCAUAGUUAUGUAUUUUUGUACCUUGUUAUGGCACAGCAUUUUUUUAAAGCAACACUUUGGUUAAGAACUGUGGAUGGAACGCCAAGAAAGACACUUUUUCAAGAAAAGACACUUUUCAAUAUGAUUUUCUUGUUACCGUAGCCUCGUCACGUGUGUCAAAUCUGUUCUAUUUAUUUGUACAACCAAGGAAAAAGUCACUUCUUCUUCUUCAGGUUCUUUCUCACCGUUGUCCUUGUCAUUUCCAAAUAUUCUGCUGCCAGUCUGUGUUUUUUUUUAAGACCUGGCACUGAAGGAAACAGAAUGAUUUAAUAAUCUAAUCAAGUUUCAAUCGAGCUCUCCACUAGUGCCGAAACAUUUAGUCAAUUUUCAACAAAUAAAGAAAAUUAAUCAACAGCUGAUUAAAUAGUCUGAAUUGACUGAAUGUUUGCAGCCUCUGGUUUCAGCUUCUCUAAUGUGAGAAUUUGCUGCUUUUCUCUUAUUUCUGUCGUUAAUAGAAUCUGUGAAAAAAAAAAAUUGUGACGGACAUUUUUCACAGUUUUCUGACAAAACUGUUAGUGAAACAAAUUCGGCAGUUCAUCCUUGACCUGGUUAACAGAACAAUCUCAAUUCAAGGUCCAACUAGGGCUGGGCGAUAUAGCCAAAACUGAUAUCACGAUACUAAAUGUCAUAACAUCAGUAAUUAUCAGGGUAAGGUUCAAUCCCAUUUCACCCCUACCCCUCCGUUUUGUGCGUUCAUAGAUUACCACAGCGGAAGACGGCAUAUUGGAGUUGUUUUCAAUCGUUAAAACUUGUCGCUUCUAUUAACUUCAGAGCUAUCGUCUACUACUGAUGACGUAACGGGUUCCUGAAUGGUUGUUCCAUUUCGUAGGAGAAUAUUUCAACCCCUUGGCCCUUGUAACUCUGUUUUAAGGGCCAAGGGCUACACUCGAAAACAAAAGGUGGGGGCAAGGGGUGAAAUGGGAUUGAGCCUACAUGUCAGUUCAGUAUUUCUUUCAAGGUUAAAGGCUGAUUUUUGCUCCUGAGUGAAAGUUGAAGAAAUCAGAUGGUUAAUUGUGGUUUUAAACUUUUCUUUGUGGUCAAAACAAACACUUGAUGGAUGAACAGUGGAUCAAACUAUUGUGAUAAAACCUUUUUUUUUAACGAACAUGCAGAUGUAAAAUCUUAAAUAAAUAUCUUAAUAGAAAGAUAUAAGUGCUAAUGUUUUGUGAUUCAAAUGCAUUAUAUCAAACAUUUAUUGCACAUUUGUUAUAUUAUUAUUGAGGAAAAUGAUAUCGCGAUAAUAAUGAUUAUUGUUUUAUUGCCCAGCCGUAGAUCCACCUGUUCUGCUGCUUUUGACCGUAUCCCAUGGUCUUCAUCAGCAGAUUCAGUUUGCUGGAGCUAUUCCAUGAUCUCCAUGAUUCAGAGAACCUCAAGGACUUAUCCAUGUUGACUUACACUCAGUCUGCUGAUGAGGACCAUGUGAUACGACUGAAAGCUCCAGUGAAAAAGUAGACUAAGAGUUGAGAUUAUUCUGCCAAAGAUUCAUCUAUUAAUUAAUGGAGUUAAAUGAUUAUUUUCAGCCGUUAUAUCCAUUUACCAACCAAACCUUAUCGAUCUUGCUGUGUUUCUGCUGUCCGAUGGACGUAAUUUCUACCAAAGCUUGCCAACUCCACAGAUGACCUUGUAUAAUGUUGACUCCACUGACUCUGUCAAAGCUUCUGGUUAGGUUCUGUCUCUGUGCUGCAUACUGUAUAAUGUGGUAGUAACACACCAGUGGUGAGUUUCGAAAACCUUUUUGUGACUGCAUACUUUUGUGAAAGAAGACUCUAAAUAAAAUGUAAAUAUUUGUACACA
This is a messenger RNA of Micropterus dolomieu (smallmouth bass), 5090 nucleotides long. RefSeq names its product SH3 domain-binding protein 4. Gene Ontology annotation, cellular component: cytoplasm. The transcript is spliced from 4 exons. Gene Ontology annotation, molecular function: protein binding. The record is from RefSeq and is a predicted model, not a curated record. The coding region runs from base 100 to 2997 and encodes 965 amino acids. Lineage: Eukaryota; Metazoa; Chordata; Actinopteri; Centrarchiformes; Centrarchidae.